GUCACGCGUCGAACACAUUGCCCCAGUUUCGCUCCGGUUCGGUUGUUGCUUCGCCCAGUGUACAGACAAGGGGGAGACAUCCUGCUUCCCCAGGAGUGGUGGAGUUGCAGGGAAGUGAGCAAAAGUGCUAGCGAGGGGCUCGGGUUUUAUAACGGUUUUGUAUUCCUGCGCUGCAGCUCAAGUGUUUAGGUUGGAGCGAAAAUAGUGGAAAUAUAUUAAAUUACUUAAUUCGAGCUGUAAUCAUACACAGUUGGAGUGCAAUUAGAAGUUUUUCAACCGGUCGUAUUCGAAGUGUCGUGGGUACCACAAAUUUAGAAGUGAUAUGACUUGUGAACGAAGUGUGAAUUUGAAUCCUUUGGAUUCUUGAACCGAUCCGGAUCAGGUGGCUUAUAUUUAUGCGUAUUUUAUCGUGUACAGUGGAAGCACUUAUCGUUAUUGUGGUUUGAAAGCUGUGGAACAAUCAACAGAGUCUGCAUAUUACAGGGGUGUUGGAAUCUCCCUUUUCACAUUUAGUGAGGCAAAAUUUUGUCAUCAUUGACGAAGCUGCGGGGAAGUAUCCGCAAAGUUCAACCCAGGCGAGACUGGUUCGGCGCAGGAGACCUGAAUGUUUCAUAUUGCGUAAUUCGAGUUUUAUCGGAAAAAUCAAAUAUCACCUUCGAAGUGUUCUAGGUGCGUUAAUUAAUUGGCGAGCGAAAUGGACUGUGUGUAGGCCAAAGUGUGUUCGAUGAUAAAAAUAAUCCGAUGCAUAAAAAUAUAGUGAUUGUUUAAAGUGCAAAAACAACUUUAGAAUUUGGAUUACAUGGAUUGUUCGGAAGCCCACGGGAUUGUGCUGAAACGGCCUGGUGAAUGGGAAUCGUGUUAGAUCGAGAUAAUCUUCGGAAGAUGCUCCCGUGGCCGCAAUAUCUAGUUCAACCCCAGCACCAAGUGUAUCAGUCUCGAGCAGAACCAGAUACCGAAGAUUACAAGCUGAGAGUUGCUUCAUCCUAGCGCCGGGCAGCGCAAUCCUUGCAAGUCGAACACGGCAGAAGCCGAUACGCGGUGCUAUUGAUUCCACAUACUGCGAACCGGAACAGGUGCAAUUAAAUGUGAUUUAGAGCCACCGGUCCGAUUAAAGAGAUAACGGUGAGAAAUGGGCGUCUCUGUUCGGCAGCGGUAAUUUUAAAAGCAAUUUCCCCCGCGCACACACCACCGCCACACAGUAGUGCGCUGUGGCCGGAAACUCGAUCGCCAUCGCCGCGCGGUUUUCGCUUCGGUGUUUUGCAGGAGCAGUGUACGUACGUGUAUGUGGAGUGGCUCCUAGGUGUGAUUGCUGCUGCUGCUGGUGCGAAUACACGCCUACUUCAAUCCUGGUUGUCUGGCAGUCAUUGCAUUGACAGCUAAAAGCCCGUGUGUCAAUCUGUGGGGAUCGUAUGAAUGAAAAUACAGCGUAAAAUCUACAUUUUCCUGAUUAAAUUUAGUGAUGUGUUUUCCAGCAACCCUGCCGCUGGGUGGAGGUGUACGAGCAGACGGAGACGUCCUUGCGAAGAGUGAUUGUAUUUGAACGUGAGCUGUACAGGUGAAUUAGGGAUGGAGAAGAGUAAGUGAAAGCGAGUAUCGGUGGUUCGGUGAGAGGUUAGAGAAGGAGAAAAUAAAAUAGAAUAAGAAAAUAAGUCGAGUCCGUUCCGUUUCGAUGAGUGAACCAGUGAGUGAGUGAAGGAACGAAGAGUAGAAAAUUAAAUUGGAGGUGAAAUUUAUUGCGAUCAGAUAGGAUUUAGUGGAAAGGUAAAGGCGACAGGAACGAGUGGAUGUGGAUUAAAGUAAUUACAAGGAUUCGAAAGAAGAUUAAUUAGUGAAUUUGAUGUUUGUCUGCCAUCUGAAACAGGCGAGAGGAUUUCAUCAUACAGCAUAAAUAUCACACUACUACAGCUGUUUCGUUUCAUAUUGAUAACAAAACGGAUACCCUAGGACGAUUACAGCAACAGUAGCAGUAGUAGCAGCACCCACCAGCUACCAAACAAUGGCUGCCACAAUGAGAUCCGGAGGUCUGCAUCACGCUUCCUCGCUCGGGAACAUCGAGGCAUCUUCGUCACAGUCGAGUGCAAAUCUAGCGGCACGAAGUUACGAUUCUGAGGAUGAAACCAUGGGCAGAAAAAAAGGACGGCCUUUCGACACGGGACCUGGCUCCAGGCCACCAGUCUACUCGAAGGGGGACAUCCGCGAACAGUACUGCUUAACAGAUAGACAGCUCAGCUCGAUAGAACAGCCACGGAGAGAACGAUUUUUCGGCUGCUGGUCCGGCCGUAAUGCACCGCAGUCCUUUCUGGGGGUGUGCGUUGGACGUCGGGCUCCAUCCGAUGAGAACCUGGCAGACUACGCACCUAUGCAGCGGUAUCCCAGAUACAUCCAACCGGGGCCAAUAACCAAAUCCAUUCUGCAGCAGUACGACGAUGAGUUGGACAAUCCGUAUUUUCGACGAAAACCAACGUCGUUUUUGGCGGGAAGUGGUGGCGGUGGAGGCCCAAUGGUUACGGGAAGCAGCGCCACCCUGCCGGCAGGAGACACGAGACGUUGCACCUGGAUGCCUAUGGAUGACGAUGCCGUACGGAUAGAGGGUCCAAGAACCUGCCAUCGGCAGCAGAUACAACAGCAACAACAACAACAGCAACCAUCUGAAGUGGACCACUCGCACAGUCCAAGUCCCAUUGGACCCAACUUACCAUUCAUUGUCGGUAGCCCAUUGCUGGCAUAUCCUUCGGCAAAUGCGGCUGCCUAUUUGAGUCACAGCACCGAACAUCUAACCGGACUGUACCGAUGUCCAGCACACACAGACCUGCCUCCAGUUCCAUCGCCACCACCUCCGCCACCACCAGCAGCAAUAGCCAACAUUGGCCUUAUCGAUGGCGUAGCAGGCGGACCACCAAGAACCAAGCACGUCAGCUUCGCCCGAUCCUACACUCUGACGUCCUUCGACGAAGCCAUGGGUGGUCGACCCCGUCUGGCGGCAGCUAGAAGCCAAGAAAGACUGAUAGGUGGUAAAAAGCCUACGAUAACACUAUCCCAGCAGCAGCCAACCACUCAGUUCGGAACGCCCAUGCAUUCGAUCCUGCAGCAACCGAACCAUCAACCACUUCUGGCUCAGCAGUUGCAACAGCAGCAAAUGGUUGGCCCACCGCAGCCACCCUCCAUUCAUCAGCACAUUCACACCCACCAGCUUCAUCUUCAACAUCUUCAACCGGUUCAUCCUACUCAGCUCAUUAGUCAGCAUCAACACCAGCAUCAGCAUCAGCAUCAUCACCCCAUGGUGGCUUCGCAAACCCCACAACACCAGCAGCAGCAUCAGCAGUUGCACCAUCAACCUCCUGGAGGUGGGUCGCUACUGGUUCCACCUUUACCACCGGUCGGAACAGCUGGUACCCAGCAGGAGGUUCUAGUGGUAGAGAAAAUUAAACGCAGUGCCAUGAAAACACAAGCCACUCAAACUGAGGUUUAUUUGGGCAAAAAAGCAGCUACACCGCACAAACUUUCGCUGAGUCCCCGGACAAUUCACAGGGUGAGAAUGGUUUCACAAGGAGCGCAAACGAACGGUGGCCUGAAUGGACGUAAGCUGACAAAGAGCCUUUCCGAAGCGGCAGAUCGAUUGCAAGAGAACGGAAUCGAUGGGAUGCAGGAAGAACCCAAGACUCCCACAGAACAUGAGCAACUCCAUCGAACUCAGUCCGAAGAACCACCCAAGUCACCAUUUAUCAUCACCUCACCGCCAUCAAAAUCACCGCUCAUGCAACAUUUCGAACUGCCGUCGCGUGCGUCGUCUCAGCUGAGCCACUCGGAGACCUCGCGCAGUGACAUCUAUCCGCUAGAUAACAUUAUGACCCACUCUAGGAAUCACUCGCAGGACAGUGCUACUUCGUGCCGGUCAACCGAUGGGUCUCGGUCGUCCUACGAAACAAGUUCCUAUCCGUACGAGAUGUACGACAGUGUCGUUAUUCCACGGCGAGGGAGUCAUACCCUUUCAACCGAACCGUACCAAGUCCUUCGCAGAGACAUCGAACCAAUUCACUAUCAUGGCCACGAAAAUGGCUACGCAUUCGAAACACAAAGCCUUCCGCGGCGAGUCUGCAUUCAUCACAAACCGGACGAAUUCCAUACUCACACAUUGCCACGUCGCGAUCAUCAUCCGCAUCACCAUCACGAGCUCAUCUUCAAGGAUCAGCUCAAGCUACCUCCCCAGGAGGUGCUGAUCUCCAACGGAAACGUUAACCAAAAUAUUCGUUCUUUCGACAGCAACAGUCUCAAUAGACGAAUGUCCGCCCAUGUAACGGUGCACCAAGAUAAGCAAAGCCAACAACGAAGAGCUUCUUAUGCUUACGUAGACCCGAACACCCACACGCUGACCAGGCGAAACUCAAUCUCCCACCAACAAGUUCAAAAAGUUCAACCCAUGAUCCAAGCUCAACAAUACCAACAACCUCAGAAGCAACCCCAGGUCCAAUCACACCAGCAGCAACCUCAAUUUCAACCACUCGUCAAACCCCAACCACCAAUCUACUCCCAACCUUCGCACCCACCGCCACCCUGUCCGAUCACUCCACCUAAUAUACAACCGAUCGACAUGCAAGAUGACACCAAGUCUUCCUCCGACGGAAGCUGCUCCACCUGUGACUCCGAAAGCGACCGAGAUGAUAAAGAAGAGGAAGAAAUCUUCAUUGAUUUCAAACCUCGAGUGUCACCCGUUCCCUCGCCAAAUGUAGUGAAGAAGAAAAAACUGCAGAAGACCCUUUCCGAGGGAGAAAUCCUACUCGAUCGAAAAAAGACCAAGUCCGACGGGGUAGCACCGAUUUCGGCCAGUGAGGAAGAUCUCAAAUCACCCGGAGCAAUCGUUCAGCAGGACACCAAUCUGGAGUUCAGCGAAACACCAAUCAAAGACGAAGGGGUCUUCAUUGGCAGUCCGGGAGAUUCGGACCGACGGAAGGAAUCGUUCCGCAAGCGUUCGGUCAGUCUGGAUGAACCGAUCAGCUUGGAAGAGGAAAAAGGUUUACUCGAAGAACUGGAAGCGGAUUCCAAGGACGAUCGUAUGAUGACGGCUCCUCCGUCGCCUUCGAGAGAGGAAAAACUCUCGAUCAAAUCACACUCUCCCUUUCACUCGUCGGAAUCGCUAGCCACCCGGGACAACUCCGAUGGGAUUUGGAACGAAUCGCAGACUACCAUUAUGACGCCGAGCAUAACCGAGAACGGUAAACUGACACCGUCGUCCAGAAGGAAAAAUUUGCUGCUUCAGCAUCAGCAGCGUAGUUCGCUGGAUACUGAUGCCCUGGAUAUGGAGGACAUUGCUGAUCAGCCUCUCCCGCCCCUACCAGUCACCGUGGUUUCGCUGCAAAGUAUUCCAACCACAGCGACAACGUGCAUCUCGACAGCAGUGGCAUCACAGCUACCACCGACCGCAACUUCACCGUGCAGCCACGUGAACGUGAUGCCGCCAUCGACGACGACGACGCUGAUGACUGGCAUCGUGAAACCGACGCCCUCCAUCGCCAUCAUCCCAUCUCUCAGUAUGGAACGGGAGGAACGUGAGCUACAACAGCAGCGACAAAUGCAACAAAAGUCUGCCACCCUGAGACGCCCGUCGAGACCACUGUCGCCUUCGAAACGACGUGCCAGCGAGCAGAAGAAGCUUUCCAAGAUCGAACCGCUUAUUCAUAGCUCUCCUGACAGCAACGAACGAAUCGUGCCUACCCUAAAGGACCAAUCGCCGAUCAGUGCUCCAGCAACACCACUAAUGUCCCACCCACCGGAUCUAGUUAGGCCUUGCGGUCCAACGCCCAUCAAUCCUGUGCUACCGGCGGCGGCGGCGGGGGGUGUAUGUCCGAACCGACUGCAGCAAGCGGCUCGCUUCGAACAAGCCAAACUAAAGGGGUUUGAUGAUAGGGAUCUACUCGGCGAUGGUGGUGCCGGUUCCGAAGGAAGCACCACCGAAGAUUACGCCACCUGUACUGACAACUCGAAACGUACCGGUUCCGGACAUACCGCCACCGGCGGAGGAGCUGCCAAAGGUAUAUUUAAAAGCACCCACGUCAUUAGACCAACAACCAAACAAGUAACAGCCACCGUAACCCAGGAGGGUUCCUCUUUUGAAAGUGCCUCCUCCCUGUACAGCCUGGCUCGGGUUGAUGCAAUCUGCGAAGACACACCUCCGAUCGAGGAACAAUCAUCGACCCCUCAAAUUCCACCCCUGCCACGGCCUUCGCCGACUCAUUCGAUGAGCAGCAGUUCCAGUGGAAGUUUCAACAUGGCCAGUAAGAAAACUUCCCCCUCCCAGUCAACCAUGCCGAAAUCACUGCCAGCCAAAACGAAAAUCAAACCGGAAUCGGUUUCCGACGACGAACGAAGUGAAAAGCGAUACUCUUCCUCGCACGAUGAAAAGGACAUCAAGGGUACGCUUACGAGACCUGUUCGCCGGGGACGUGAUUGGAAUGAAGAAGAACGGCGGAGGAAAAAGAGUACUUUUAAACUUGAGUUCGACAAGGAUUCAAUUAAGACGUACACGACUCCGAUGCUGAGACAGCCAAGCCCCGGUUUCAAGAAGAUCUCUCCGGAAGACAAGAGCGCUUUGAGCAUUUUGGACGGUACGAGUCCCAGCAGCAAACAGAAACGAUUCCGACCUAAGACUAGAAAAUCACCACGAACACGAACCACCAUUGGAGAUGACGCGGUUAGCACCCCUAUGCGACGAAUCAAAACUCCCCUGAUCAGAAGCCCGGAUAAGCCCCAGAUAGCAACACUCCCAACGCAAGUCGUCACACCUAAACUAAACCCAACACAGUUCUACUCGCAAAUCACAAGUCCUCCCUCGGGAAGCUCCCCCAGAAAGCAGAAGAUAUCUCCGGAGAAACGGUUGAAAGCGAUUUCUACGGAAUCGCUGCGAUCGGUUUCACCCGGUUCGGAUUCCGUGUUUUACAGCGAAGCGGAUGCACUCUCCCAGUCCGAACAGCAGAUUCAUUGUCAUCACUGCGGCAAGGAGGUAGAGGUCGCCAGUGUUCCCGGAGAAUCGGAAGAAUCGAUAACGGCGCUAACGCUGGAUUCGACUGACGCCGACCGACCGGAUAUCGUUCAACCUCCGGAAGGUUUCGCCGAUUCACCCGACUGCACCAAAACCCCGCACCAUACGCGACUCUACAAAAAGAUGGACAAGCGAUUUCGCUCCGAAGAUCGACACACCGAUCGGAGACACUACAAACCGAGGCAGGAGUAUAGAGCGAAGAGUGAAGAACGCGGUGGGAAAGAUGACACGGAGCAGAACACCUUACGACCCGCAGGAUCUUCACCUUGUGUCGCGCCUGUAGGUCCACACGGUGAUCCCCAAUCGGAACCGGAGCAGGGUAUUUAUCAUGGAAAUUACAAAGCCGGCUUGUGGAUCUGUAUUGCCGAUCGGGACGUCUGGAGAAGGCACGAUCUGGGCGGUGAGGGAAGCUUCGAUCGACCCCCGCGCGAUUUGGCCGAACGUCGAGGUUCAACCGAAUCCGAGCGGGAUUUUCGCAAAAAGUAUCAAGCCAUCACGCACAGGCUGGUGCACCGGAAGUCAUGCGUAGAAAUGUACCGCAGACAAAAUACGAAUAGCUUUGAAUCGGACAAAAUGGUUGUGGUGAGUAGAAAGUCGGGAGAGUUUGGGUUUCGGAUACAUGGAUCCAAACCGGUAGUGGUUUCAGCCAUCGAGCCGGAUACUCCGGCAGAAACUUCGGGCUUAGAGGUUGGCGAUAUCGUCCUUUCCGUCAACGGAAUAUCAGUGAUCGAUAAGAGCCACUCGGAGGUGGUGAAGAUUGCUCACGCUGGAAGCGACACGUUGGAGCUUGAGGUUGCUCGUACGAUCGGAGUCCUCUCGCCGCUGGAGGACAGCACAACAAAUCCGGCGAUAUAUUCCGGUUUUCUGUGGCGUCACUCAAACACAACACCCAACAAAUGGGUUCGACGGUGGUUCUCGCUUCGGCCUGAUCACUGCCUGUACUACUACAAGUCUGAGUUGGAUAACCAACCAAUUGGUGCUAUUAUUUUGACGAACCACAAAGUAGAAAGACUGGUCAUGGACGCUGCUGGGCGUCAAUUUGCUUUCGCUGUUCACACCGAGGAAGGAACGAAAGUUCAGCUAGCGGGAGAUACUGACGAAGCUGCGAGUCGUUGGAUUGCCAUUAUUAGUCACGCUGCUCAGCAAAGUGAUCCUUGGUUAGAAAACAGUGCACGGAACUUACGACUGCCCGCGAAUGGAAUUCACAAACCAGACUGCGCCGGCCCGCUGACCAAGCUGGGUAGUAAAUGGCGCUCCUGGACCAAGCGGCACUGUGUACUGAAGGAUGCUGUACUGUACUUCUACCACGAAGCAAGUAGUAAAAGCGCGUUUGGAAUGGCAUGUCUGCAAGGCUAUAGGGUGCAACCAUCAUCUGCAGGUGGUAAAAAGUACGCGUUUGAAAUUGUUCCUCCGGAGCUGAGCCUGCGGCACUACUACUUCCACACAGAUACGGAAAUGGACAAGAAACGCUGGGUAGCCGCUCUGGAAUACUCGAUAGAUCGAUGGAUGAAGGCUGGCUGAAACACACUGAAACGAUACGAGCAGCUCGUAUAGUACACAUUUAGGGGCAAGCAGAGCGGAAAGCUCUGCACCUUCGCUUUACUGUCGACGAUAUAUUCACUUUUCUAGCCUUGCCUUCGAAGCAUAUUCUUUGGCGUUCCAAUUUGAUCUAAAUAAAAAAAACCGAGAGCUCGGACCGGAAACUUUGGUUAAUGUCCGAGUCCGGAUAAACGCAAUCCGAUCCGGCCGGUCCCAAUUAAUUUGAGCCGGAGCUGGGAGAGCACAGAGAUAAAGUACGACGACGCAGUUAGCAAAAGUGUCAAAAUUGUAAAUUAUUUGGCGACCGAAAUAGGAUUAGUAAUUAUAGUUAAUAAUUCAAUGGCUAGAAACGGAACGUGAUCGUAAAUGCGUCAUUGUCGAAAUAAAAACCGUAACGUGUACGUUUAGAUGCUCAAAGCGAGUUGUUGUCCUAUUUGGUAAGAUUUUUUAAUGCUUAAUUUUUGUCAGUGCCAAAUCCACGAUACAUGCAAGUUACGGGACUAUUUAAUAUUAACUAGGGACAGUGAAAUUUUGAACCAACGAACUGAAGCAAGCAAGUGUAGUUGUACCGGGUAAGUCAUAUUUACGAACGAAUAGUAAAAAAAUCAAAAUACAACAAAUUACGCACAUUCCCCAGAAAUUUUGUCAGGCUAGAUGUGUAUACCGCGUACCACAGUGGAUGUUACUUAUUAUAUCGGUGUAAUGUAUUCUAAAGCUAUUCCGGAGUGGGUGUCAGCCAAAAGAACUCACGGGUAAUAGGUAAUUGUAGUAAUAUGCCACAAAAUAAUUACGUAAUAGUCUGUUAGCGGAAAGUUUGAAAAUUUGGAAAAUGUUAGAAACGAAUGUAAACGAACCGUGCCGGGUUCAAUUCAAACAGAAAAGUAUAGAGCUGAACCGAAAGAUUGUCUUAUGUGAGCAGAUAAAUAUUUUAAGUGAACUUGGUAAGUUAGAUAUUUAUGUGAAACAGUCCGAAAAAUUAAUGUUUAGAAUUUUAUAGUAUUGCUGUUUUUGUUAGACCGAAAAAUGUUGAAUAGUUUAUCUGAUAGUUGAUAUUUGAUUUGCGUAUUUGCAGCCGAUGGAUAUUUUAUGUUGUACUCAAACGAUAAAUAUAUGAAAUUCGAGCGAUUCAUAUCAAUUUUAUAAAUACUACAUAAGAGCAAUACGAAGGGAAUGGUUAAAUUUGAGCAACGAAUGAAAUUCUUAAACUUUUUUCAAAUAAUUCCCCUUACCGUAGAUUUUCUAUCAGUUGGGCUAGGUAUGUUUAUUCGGCCAAAAGAACAUUAUCAUUCAUCUGCCAAUUCGUCAAGAUGCACAAAUUUCAUCAUUCGUUUCAUAUCUCAAUUGCAAGAUUGCAAUUUAACCAAAAAUAAACAUAAAAAUAUUUUCUAAUAAACCAAAUCAUUGGAGAGCCGAAAUGUACAGUUUUUGCCAGUAAUUUCUGCACAUGUUUAUAAGCAAAUUCUUUUCAGACUGAUAUCGAUACGGGUGCAUUCAAAAUUAGAAACUCACUCUGUUUUCGUUGAUUUUUAACACGAAAUCCCUGUCAAAAACUGAUGAAUCGCCUUUUCCGGAUAUAUAAACAAAAAACAAAAAUGAAACAAUAAGUGCUUUGGUCUUCGUGACAGGUAUAGUAGUGACAGUUAUUUUGUACAGCAGACGCCUUAAGCCAUUUCCAACCAAUUCAUACUACCGGGUAUCUGAUGUUCAUCAUAUUUUCAAUACCUUCCAUAACAUGCUUAUCUAGAACUAAUUUUCUUUGCAGUAUAUAUUACAUUGCCAAUCGCAUCUUGUGAACCUCCAAACCACUACAACGCGUGUUCUCCAAUUAUUUUAUUUUUGAUCGAGGAAAAUCUUGGAAAUCUGUAACAGCAAUAUUUCUAACUAGCAUUUUAUUCGGUGUUCUGCAUUUAUGCUCCACGUAAAAUGCGAUUCAUGAUGGGUAUGCACAUGCUCGAUGUUGCAGCAAAACGACAAUAACUACAUCGGACAGAAAUGUCACAAAAUUUUACUUUGAACCUUCCCCACCCACUCAGAGUUUGUCGUAAGCAAGAUAACCCAUCUGCGGAUAUGGUUUCCCACAAACAAUAUUAAGAUUAGAACCUCUCUUACAAACAACCGUUCGGUUCUACGAAUUGUUUGUGGAAUGUUUCAUCAACGCGUUCCGAAGAUAUCCUGUUGUCCACUAAACACCACACUGAAAGCCAACAUAUAAAACAAAUGACCUUAAACGAACGGAAAGAAGUCGAGUUGUCGAAUGCAAAUAGUGUAACGAAAAAAAAACGAUUAAACACAUUUUUAAACCAUUAACUAAUAACGAGAAUGUAAUAAAUCACUAUAUAAAGGUAGUUAAAGUUUUUUAAGAAAUAUAUACUACAGAUGAAGUGUAGAUACAGUCGAAACGCCAUACAUUAGAAAUGAGCAUCCAGUUUAGAGUAUUUAUUAGGAUAUAAAAAUGAAACAUUUGAAGAGAUUUAGUGCGAUGUUCAAAGUUUUAUUUGGAUUAUAGUGAAAAAAAAUCAAGAUAAAUCGUAUAUUCAACACAUCCUACAAUCUAACCGGCACUCAUAUAUCCACACAGAAGAAAAUAUCAAAUAUCGACUAACCGUAAAAUAUAUCGAAUUCAUCCAACUGAAAAGGGGUAAAAGCUUAAGCCAAUGUUAGUAGCAUAUAGUGAGAGCGAUUAAACAAAACGCAAACUGCGGCACACGAUAGAAAACCAAACGAGAACUACUACCGCUCGAUCCACUGCCAGCCAAAAUCGGAGAAGCUCAGAAAAAAUGUGAAGAGAAACUAUUUCUUCGUCACGCCGAUAUGAUGCAGGUUGCCCGAAAAAUAUGCCGUUUUUCUGUAGGACUGGCCAACAAAAAAGGUGCAGAAUACGGUGCGAAAUAGACCAAUUCCUAGUGAACCAAAUGUGAGAUUACAAGAAAUAGAUGAUUAAUGAAUACUGAA
Molecule: messenger RNA, 11524 nt
Organism: Topomyia yanbarensis
Lineage: Eukaryota; Metazoa; Arthropoda; Insecta; Diptera; Culicidae
Exons: 24
Coding region: 1997-8554 (2185 amino acids)
Molecular function (GO): protein binding
Source: RefSeq, a predicted model, not a curated record